Messenger RNA from Mercurialis annua (annual mercury), 1580 nucleotides. RefSeq names its product glyceraldehyde-3-phosphate dehydrogenase A, chloroplastic. The record is from RefSeq and is a predicted model, not a curated record. Gene Ontology annotation, molecular function: NAD binding; NADP binding; glyceraldehyde-3-phosphate dehydrogenase (NAD+) (phosphorylating) activity. Lineage: Eukaryota; Viridiplantae; Streptophyta; Magnoliopsida; Malpighiales; Euphorbiaceae. Gene Ontology annotation, biological process: glucose metabolic process. Gene Ontology annotation, cellular component: chloroplast; apoplast. The coding region runs from base 16 to 1404 and encodes 462 amino acids. The transcript has 5 exons.
AAAUGAGAAAUAGAAAUGUUGACACAAAAAGAGAAAAUAGAAGCACAGCCAUACAUUGAAUAUCCAAAAUCUGAUCCUCACUUAUUUUCCUCCUCAAAAACCAUCAACCACAUAAUCUUACUUCUCUUCUUCCACUAUUACUACUGCUCAACUUCACCGUUUCCUUUUGUUUUCCUUCCACACCAAACUAUGGCCUCGGCUACUUUCGCUGUAGCCAAACCACCCCUUCAGGGCAAUGGUAAGGGUUUUCAGGAAUUUUCAGGACUCCGUAACUCGUCAGCUUUCCUUUCCUUCAACAAGAAAACUUCUGAUGAUUUCCUCUCUGUCGUUGCUUUCCAGACUUCUGCCGUUGGAAGCAGCAAUGGAGGAUACAGGAAAACUGUUGCUGAGGCUAAGCUGAAAGUGGCUAUAAAUGGAUUCGGUAGGAUUGGCAGGAACUUCUUGAGGUGCUGGCACGGACGCAAGGACUCCCCUCUUGAUGUCAUUGCCAUCAACGACACUGGUGGUAUCAAGCAAGCUUCUCACCUUCUAAAGUACGAUUCCACUCUUGGCAUCUUCGACGCUGAUGUCAAGCCUGUCGGUACUGAUGGAAUCUCUGUCGAUGGCAAGGUCAUCCAAGUUGUUUCCGACCGCAACCCCGUCAACCUUCCGUGGGGGGAGUUGGGGAUCGACCUGGUGAUAGAAGGGACAGGAGUGUUCGUGGACAGGGAUGGUGCAGGGAAGCACAUUCAGGCAGGAGCUAAGAAGGUGCUGAUCACAGCCCCCGGAAAGGGUGACAUCCCGACCUAUGUCGUAGGAGUCAAUGCUGAUGGUUACGAUCCUGAUGAGCCUAUCAUUAGCAAUGCUUCUUGCACUACUAACUGUCUUGCUCCCUUUGUCAAGGUCCUUGACCAGAAAUUCGGAAUCAUCAAGGGUACGAUGACAACAACUCACUCAUACACCGGUGACCAAAGGCUACUCGAUGCGAGCCACCGUGACCUAAGAAGAGCAAGAGCCGCAGCUCUUAACAUAGUUCCAACAUCUACUGGUGCAGCCAAGGCAGUUGCGCUUGUUCUUCCAAGUCUCAAGGGCAAACUUAACGGCAUUGCCUUGCGAGUCCCUACUCCGAAUGUCUCAGUCGUCGAUCUCGUCGUUCAGGUCGAGAAAAAGACCUUCGCCGAAGAAGUAAACGCCGCAUUCAGAGAAAGUGCAGAUAACGAACUGAAGGGAAUCCUGUCAGUGUGCGACGAGCCGCUUGUGUCGGUUGAUUUCAGGUGCACAGAUGUUUCAUCAUCAAUUGAUUCAUCAUUGACAAUGGUGAUGGGAGACGACAUGGUUAAGGUGAUUGCUUGGUAUGAUAAUGAAUGGGGUUACUCUCAAAGGGUCGUUGAUUUGGCUCACAUUGUUGCCGACAACUGGAAAUAGAGGAUCUAUAUAUAUAUUUAUAUGUUUAUCUAAUCUUGCACAAUGUAAUUUCUGAUUUUGUCUACUUCAUUUGUUCAUUUCCUAGUUUGGUUUUUGAACUUUCUAUUUUUCUCAAGAAUGUAUAAUUAUAUUGUUGAACUCAUUUUCCUUCAAUAAAGAAUCUUACUUCUCAUCAA